GUUGUCACCGUUGUCAUCGUUGUCACCGUUGUCACUGUUGUCACCGUUGUCACCGUUGUCACUGUUGUCACCGUUGUCACCGUUGUCAUCGUUGUCACCGUUGUCACCGUUGUCAUCGUUGUCACCGUUGUCACCGUUGUCAUCGUUGUCAUCGUUGUCACUGUUGUCACUGUUGUCACCGUUGUCAUCGUUGUCACCGUUGUCACUGUUGUCACCGUUGUCAUUGUUGUCACCGUUGUCACUGUUGUCACCGUUGUCAUUGUUGUCACCGUUGUCACCGUUGUCAUCGUUGUCACCGUUGUCAUCGUUGUCACCGUUGUCAUCGUUGUCACUGUUGUCACCGUUGUCACUGUUGUCACCGUUGUCACUGUUGUCACCGUUGUCACCAUUGUCACUGUUGUCACCGUUGUCACCGUUGUCACUGUUGUCACCGUUGUCACCGUUGUCACUGUUGUCACUGUUGUCACCGUUGUCACCGUUGUCACUGUUGUCACCGUUGUCAUCGUUGUCACUGUUGUCACCGUUGUCAUCACCGUUGUCACUGUUGUCAUCGUUGUCACCGUUGUCACCGUUGUCAUCGUUGUCACUGUUGUCACCGUUGUCACAGUUGUCACCGUUGUCAUCGUUGUCACAGUUGUCACGGUUGUCACCAUCGUUGUCACCGUUGUCACCGUUGUCACUGUUGUCACCGUUGUCAUCGUUGUCACUGUUGUCACCGUUGUUACUGUUGUCACGGUUGUCAUCGUUGUCACCGUUGUCACCGUUGUCAUUGUUGUCACUGUUGUCACCGUUGUCACCGUUGUCACCGUUGUCAUCGUUGUCACUGUUGUCACCGUUGUCACAGUUGUCACGGUUGUCACCGUUGUCACCGUUGUCACCGUUGUCACCGUUGUCACUGUUGUCACCGUUGUCACUGUUGUCACCGUUGUCAUCGUUGUCACUGUUGUCACCGUUGUCACUGUUGUCACCGUUGUCAUCGUUGUCACUGUUGUCACCGUUGUCACCGUUGUCACCGUUGUCACCGUUGUCAUCGUUGUCACUGUUGUCACCGUUGUCACUGUUGUCACCGUUGUCAUCGUUGUCACUGUUGUCACCGUUGUCAUCGUUGUCACUGUUGUCACCGUUGUCACUGUUGUCACCGUUGUCACCGUUGUCACCGUUGUCAUCGUUGUCACCGUUGUCAUCGUUGUCACUGUUGUCACUGUUGUCACCAUUGUCACAGUUGUCAGAGUUUUCACGGUUGUCACCGUUGCCACUGUUGUUAACGUUGUCACCGUUGUCAUGUUGUCACCGUUGUCAUCGUUGUCACCAUUGUCAUCGUUGUCACUCUUGUUACUCUUGUCACCGUUGUCACAGUUGUCACCGUUGUCACCGUUGUCAUCGUUGUCACCGUUGUCACAGUUGUCAUCGUUUUCACCGUUGUCACCGUUGUCACUGUUGUCACCGUUGUCGCUGUUGUCACCGUUGUCACCGUUGUCACCGUUGUCAUCGUUGUCACCGUUGUCACCGUUGUCACCGUUGUCACCGUUGUCACCGUUGUCACUGUUGUCAUCGUUGUCACCGUUGUCACUGUUGUCACCGUUGUCACUGUUGUCACCGUUGUCAUUGUUGUCACCAUUGUUGUCACUGUUGUCUUUUUGUUGUCAUUGUUGUUGUCCGUUGUCACCGUUGUCACCGUUGUCACGUUGUCACCGUUGUCACCGUUGUCAUCGUUGUCACUGUUGUCACCGUUGUCACCGUUGUCGUUGUUGUCAUCGUUGUCACCGUUGUUACCGUUGUCACUGUUGUCACCGUUGUCACCGUUGUCACUGUUGUCACCGUUGUCAUCGUUGUCACGUUGUCACCGUUGUCACCGUUGUCACCGUUGACACCGUUUUCACUGUUGUCACAGUUGUCACCGUUGUCACCGUUGUCACGUUAUCACCGUUGUCACCGUUGUCACCGUUGUCAUUGUCACCGUUGUCACCGUUGUCAUCGUUGUCACCGUUGUCACUGUUGUCACCGUUGUCACUGUUGUCACCGUUGUCAAACUUGUCACGGUUGUCAUCGUUGUCACCGUUGUCAUCGUUGUCAGUGUUGUCACCGUUGUCACAGUUGUCACGGUUGUCACGUUUGUCACCAUUGUCAUCGUUGUCACCGUUGUCACCGUUGUCACUGUUGUCACUGUUGUCACCGUUGUCACUGUUGUCACUGUUGUCACCGUUGUCACCGUUAUCACCGUUGUCAUCGUUGUCACCGUUGUCACCGUUGUCACCGUUGUCACGGUUGUCACCUUUGUCACCGUUGUCAUCGUUGUCACUGUUGUCAUCGUUGUCAUCGUUGUCGCCUUUGUCACCGUUGUCAUCGUUGUCACUGUUGUCACCGUUGUCACAGUUGUCACCGUUUUGUCACGUUGUCAUCGUUGUCACGUUGUCACCGUUGUCACCGUUGUCAUCGUUGUCACCGUUGUCACCGUUGUCGUUGUCGUUGUCCGUUGUCACCGUUGUCAUUGUUGUCACUGUUGUCACCGUUGUCAUCGUUGUCACCGUUGUCACCGUUGUCAUCGUUGUCACCGUUGUCACCGUUGUCGUCGUUGUCAUUGUUGUUGUCACUGUUGUCACCGUUGUCACUGUUGUCACCGUUGUCAUCGUUGUCACUGUUGUCACCGUUGUCACAGUUGUCACGGUUGUCAUUGUUGUCACCGUUGUCACCGUUGUCAUUGUUGUCACUGUUGUCACCGUUGUCACAUCGUUGUCACCGUUGUCAUCGUUGUCACUGUUGUCACCGUUGUCACAGUUGUCACGGUUGUCACUUUUGUCACCAUUGUCAUCGUUGUCACUGUUGUCACUGUUGUCACCGUUGUCAUCGUUGUCACUGUUGUAACCGUUGUCACAGUUGUCACGGUUGUAACCGUUGUCAACGUUGUCACUUUUGUUACCGUUGUCACCGUUGUCGUCGUUGUCACCUUUGUCACUGUUGUCAUCGUUGUGAUCGUGGUCACCGUUGUCACUGUUGUCACCCUUGUUGCAGUAGUCACCGUUGUGAUUGUUGUCACUUUUGUCACCAUUGUCACAGUAGUCACUUUUGUCACGUUUGUCACCCUUGUCAUCGUUGUCACUGUUGUCACCGUUGUCACAGUUGUCACGGUUGUCACGGUUGUCAUAGUUGUCACCGUUGUCACUGUUGUCAUUGUUGUCACUAUUGUCACCGUUGUCACCGUUGUCACAGUUUUCACCGUUGUGAUGGUUAUCACCGUUGUCAUCGUUGUCAGUGUUGUCACCGUUGUCACAGUUGUCACGUUUGUCACCAUUGUCAUCGUUGUCACUGUUGUCACCGUUGUCACUGUUGUCACCGUUGUCAUUGUUGUCACUGUUGUCACCGUUGUCACAGUUGUCACUGUUGUCACCGUUGUCACCGUUGUCACCGUUGUCAUCGUUGUCACUGUUGUCACCGUUGUCACAGUUGUAACGGUUGUCACUUUUGUCACCAUUGUCAUCGUUGUCACUGUUGUCACCGUUGUCACCGUUCUCAUCGUUGUCACUGUUAUAAACGUUGUCACAGUUGUCACGGUUGUCGGGGUUGUCACCGUUGUCACCGUUGUCAUUAUUUUCACCAUUGUCAUUGUUGUCACAGUUGUCAGAGUUUUCACGGUUGUCACCGUUGUCACUGUUGUUAACAUUGUCACUGUUGUCAUCGUUGUCAUCGUUGUCAUCAUUGUCAUCGUUGUCACUCUUGUCACCGUUGUCACAGUUGUGACGGUUGUCACCGUUGUCAUCGUUGUCACAUUUGUCACCGUUGUCAUUGUUGUCAUCGUUGUCACCGUUGUCACCGUUGUCACUGUUGUCACCCUUGUCACAGUUGUCACCUUUGUGAUUGUUGUCACUGUUGUCACCGUUGUCACAGUUGUCACGGUUGUCACGUUUGUCACCGCUGUCAUCGUUGUCACUGUUGUCAACGUUGUCACAGUUGUCACGGUUGCCAGCAUUGUCAUCGUUUUCACUGUUGUCACCGUUGUCAGCGUUGUCAUUGUUGUCACCAUUGUCAGCGUUGUCAUUGUGUUCACAGUUGUCACUGUUGUCACAGUUUUCACCGUUGUCAUCGUUAUCACCGUUGUCAUCGUUGUCACUGUUGUCACCGUUGUCACAGUUGUCACGGUUGUCACUUUUGUCACCAUUGUCAUCGUUGUCACUGUUGUCACCGUUGUCAUCGUUGUCACUUUUGUCACCGUUGUCAUCGUUGUCACUGUUAUAACCGUUGUCACAGUUGUCACGGUUGUAACCGUUGUCAACGUUGUCACUUUUGUUAGCGUUGUCACCGUUGUCGUCGUUGUCACCUUUGUCACUGUUGUCAUCGUUGUGAUCGUGGUCACCGUUGUCACUGUUGUCACCCUUGUUGUAGUAGUCACCGUUGUGAUUGUUGUCACCAUUGUCACAGUAGUCACUUUUGUCACGUUUGUCACCCUUGUCAUCGUUUUCACUGUUGUCACCGUUGUCACAGUUGUCACGGUUGUCACGGUUGUCAUAGUUGUCACAGUUGUCACCGUUGUCAACGUUGUCACCGUUGUCAUCGUUGUCACCGUUGUCACCGUUGUCACCGUUGUCAUCGUUGUCAUCGUGGUCACCGUUGUCACUGUUGUCACCGUUGUUGCAGUUGUCACCGUUGUGAUUGUUGUCACUGCUGUCACCAUUGUCACAGUUGUCACGGUUGUCACGUUUGUCACCGUUGUCAUCGUUGUCACUGUUGUCACCGUUGUCACGGUUGUCACGGUUGUCACGGUUGUCAUAGUUGUCACCGUUGUCACUGUUGUCAUUGUUGUCACUAUUGUGACUAUUGUCACGGUUGUCACAGUUGUCACCGGUGUCAUCGUUGUCACCGUUGUCAUCGUUGUCACUGUUGUCACCGUUGUCACGGUUGUCACGUUUGUCACCAUUGUCAUCGUUUUCACCGUUGUCACUGUUGUCACCGUUGUCACGUUGUCACUGUUGUCACCGUUGUCACGGUUGUCACGGUUGUCACCGUUGUCACAGUUGUCACCGUUGUCAUCGUUAUCACCGUUGUCAUCGUUGUCAGUGUUGUCACCGUUGUCACAGUUGUCACGCACUUUUGUCACCAUUGUCAUCGUUGUCACUUUUGUCACGGUUGUCACCGUUGUCAUCGUUGUCACUGUUGUCACCGUUGUCACAGUUGUCACAGUUGUCACGGUUGUCAUCGUUGUCACCGUUGUCACCGUUGUCAUUGUUGUCACUGUUGUCACUGUUGUCACAGUUGUCACCGUUGUCAUCGUUGUCACUGUUGUCACCGUUGUCACAGUUGUAACGGUUGUCACGGUUGUCACCGUUGUCACAGUUGUCACCGUUGUCAUCGUUAUCACCGUUGUCAUCGUUGUCACUGUUGUCACCGUUGUCACAGUUGUCACGGUUGUCACCUUUGUCACCGUUGUCACCGUUGUCUGUCACUGUUGUCAUUGUUGUCACCGUUGUCAUCGUUGUCACUUUUGUCACCGUUGUCAUCGUUGUCACUGUUAUAACCGUUGUCACAGUUGUCACGGUUGUAACCGUUGUCAACGUUGUCACUUUUGUUACCGUUGUCACCGUUGUCGUCGUUGUCACCUUUGUCACUGUUGUCAUCGUUGUGAUCGUGGUCACCGUUGUCAUAGUUGUCACCGUUGUCACUGUUGUCAUUGUUGUCACUAUUGUGACUAUUGUCACGGUUGUCACAGUUGUCACCGGUGUCAUCGUUAUCACCGUUGUCAUCGUUGUCAGUGUUGUCACCGGUGUCAUCGUUAUCACCGUUGUCACCGUUGUCAGUGUUGUCACCGUUGUCACUUGUCACUUUUGUUACCGUUGUCACUGUUGUCGUCGUUGUCACCUUUGUCACUGUUGUCAUCGUUGUGAUCGUGGUCACCGUUGUCACUGUUGUCACCCUUGUUGUAGUAGUCACCGUUGUGAUUGUUGUCACCAUUGUCACAGUAGUCACUUUUGUCACCGUUGUCACCGUUGUCACCGUUGUCACCGUUGUCACCGUUGUCACCGUUGUCACCGUUGUCACCGUUGUCACCGUUGUCACUGUUGUCACUGUUGUCACUGUUGUCACUGUUGUCACUGUUGUCACUGUUGUCACUGUUGUCACCGUUGUCACCGUUGUCACUGUUGUCACCGUUGUCACUGUUGUCACCGUUGUCAUCGUUGUCACCUUUGUCAUCGUUGUCACCGUUGUCACUGUUGUCACCGUUGUCACAGUUGUCACUGUUGUCACCGUUGUCACUGUUGUCACCGUUGUCACCGUUGUCACCGUUGUCACCGUUGUCACCGUUGUCAUCGUUGUCACCUUUGUCAUCGUUGUCAUCGUUGUCACCGUUGUCACCGUUGUCACUGUUGUCACCCUUGUCGCAGUUGUCACUGUUGUGAUUGUUGUCACUGUUGUCACCGUUGUCACAGUUGUCACGGUUGUCACGUUUGUCACCGUUGUCAUCGUUGUCACUGUUGUCACCGUUGUCACCGUUGUCACUGUUGUCAUCGUUGUCACCGUUGUCAUUGUUGUCACCGUUGUCACCGUUGUCACCGUUGUAAUCGUUGUCACUGUUGUCACCGUUGUCACAGUUGUCACCGUUGUCAUUGUUGUCACCGUUGUCACUGUUGUCACCGUUGUCACGUUUGUCAACGUUGUCAUCGUUGUCACUGUUGUCACCGAUGUCACAGUUGUCACGGUUGUC
Molecule: messenger RNA, 6691 nt
Organism: Porites lobata
Lineage: Eukaryota; Metazoa; Cnidaria; Anthozoa; Scleractinia; Poritidae
Source: the annotation of a GenBank genome assembly